AUUACGUGAGUGUAUCCAGUUACGUCCAAUUUUUUUUUAUUGUGAUUUUACGCUUGUGAUCUUUUUUUUUCUGGAAAAACUAAAGGAAACAAAAAAACUAAAAGUUUAAGCAAUUUGAUAUCGAUAAAACGGAACGUUUGCAUUGUGAUUGGCAAAGAAUAAAGCACAUUUGAUUAAAAUGAAAAAUUCACAAAGAAUCACACCGAAAAUUCCCGAUGGAAUGGUGGAAUUAAUGAAAAAUCUCGCAAAAAGUGUGUUGAAAGAGCAACCGGACAAUAUUUACUUGUUUGCUGCGGAAUAUUUUGAGAAUUUGGUACGCGAACGUGAUGGCAGCUUGGACAAAGGAUAUUCAACAUUUCGUAAGUACGAUGAUGUGAUUGCGAAGCGACGUGGCGGUGACGUGUGCCCGCGAUGCAAUUGUACUUUACAUCCGGAACGAAAGGAGGAUGACGAACCAGCUGAAGGUGAAGGAAAUAGUUCACCAAGAAAUGAUGAUGAUGAAAAGGCGCUUGAUAUGAGUGUGAAUGGUGUUGCAAUUAAAGCGAUGCCACGCGAUGGCAAAUCAUCGAAAGGCCAGAAGAGUCGACAACGUUUGGAAACGAUUCGCAGUGUGUCAAUGGACAGUGCCAUCGAAGAUGACAGCAAAUCGCAAUUAACAUCACCGAAAUCAAAUUCACAAGACAAACCCAUUGAUCCGCAGUUGAAUUUACACAGUUUGAGUGCGUUGAGUGCAAUUAAUCCGAAUAUUUUGGAUAACACCAAUGAACACAAAGCUCAUGAGUCCACUGAGAACCGUGAAAAUGAAUCAAAUGAAAACGUUGAUGAAGGAAAUGCUGUUGUCGAAUCGCCGAAGAAUGAAGAAAUUGUUGAGCCACUUUCGAAUAAUAAAUUACCCACAGAUGAUGAUGUUCCCGAUACUCCAACAAAUGACACCAGCUUAAGUGAAACAAUUACCGACCGAACUGUAAUUGAAGUUGCCCCGUUGAACAGUGAAUCAAAGAACGAUGAAUUGAACACAUCCGAAUCGACUCAAGCGGACGAUUUGGAUGUGAAGCCAAAUACCGCAGACACAAUUCCAACCAUUGUCACGGAAUCGAUUGAAGAACAAAAUCCAAUCGAUGAUGGUGAUGUGGUUAAAACAACCGAACCGGCUGAUUUGCAAUUGGAACAAGUGAAGCAAAUGGAUCGUUUACGAACACCAGAAAGCGAUUCGGGCUUAUCGGAAAAGUCAUUCAAUCUCAAUAUACAAGAGAAUGAGGAGUCCGUUACCAAUGAAGUGAACGAAGCCAAAGAUGAACCAGACAAGCUAUUGAGCGUGAACGAGAAAGAAUUUGAUGCAACUUCCAAGGAUGAUUCGGGUAUUGUGGAUGUUGGGGAAAAUCUUAUCACUUCGCAAAUGAGUACACAAAACGAACUUGCGAAAGUGGCCGAAAAUGAAAAAGAAAAUGAAGAGAGUAAACCAACUAAUUUAUCGGCUGGGGAUGAUGAAAACGUCGAGAAUAUUGUCGCCACUGAAGAACAACCCACAAUUGACAAUGUGAAUGCAACUGAAAAUGUUUCAGAGAAUAGGUCGCAAGAAAUGAAUGAAAAUGUUCCGAAGGAAAAAGAAAAAUUGCCAAAGACUACUGAGAGCAACGUUUUGAAAGAAAAAAAUGAAGCCAUGCCGCUAUCAGCUACCGCAAGCCAAAUUGUUAGAAAUGAUCCUGUAAUUAAUGUCGAAAACCAAUGCAACGAAUUGUCAAGUGAAGAAAAGAUGGUGCCAGAUUCAACUGAACCUGAUUCCAAAUCAAACUUGGUGGAAACGACAGACAAUAACCGCGAAAAAAUCGGGACUGAAGCAGACGCAACGGCAAUGACACCAGAGCAAGAGAGCGAAAAAUCGGCGGAACCGACUAAUGGCGAACCUAAAACAGCACAAUCACUUGAAAAUGUAGCACAAACACAAGAGAAUAAAGAACAAAGCGAGGAAAAGCCACAAUCACCAGAUAAAACCGUUAUAAAUACGAAAGAUGAGCCUGAUUCAAAUCAAACAGAAGGAAGUCAAAAAAUACUUUCUAACGAGAAUGAUCCAAAUACAAGCGAGUCUACAAAAUUAGAAGAAAUUAAAGAACAGCCAUCAGACGAGACGAAAUUAUCUGAUGAAAGUGAAAAAACCGGAAUUGAAUCGAAUACUCAAGUCAAUGAAGCUACAAAUGAUGACAAUAAAUCCGUUAAACACGCUGCCAAUGAAGAGCCCAAGGAGAUUAACGAACAAGUCAACAAAACUGAUGAAAAAGAGAGCGAUGUAAAAACAACGCCUGCAGACAUAGAAAAAGAAAAUAUUAAUGCCGAAAUAGCUGAGCAAAGACAAGCCACAGCCGAUUCAAGUAAACAACCUGAAGAGAUCGAAGAAAAGUCAAGUGAUACUUCGAACGAAGAAAAUACAGUCGAUGAAACAAAUAGUGAUCAAAAGCAAACAGAAACAAUCAUCAGUUUGGUUGAGCAUGAUGCUCCAAAAUCAGCUGAUCAAACGGAUAAAAUCGAUAAUAAUUUGAACGAAACGUCAAACGAUGUAACAUCAGCACAAGGGAAAAACCACAGCACAAACAAAGACGAGCUAAAUUCAGAUGAAAAUACACCAGAAAUGAAGAGCGAAAUUGAGACAGAAUCCUCUACAGAGAAGCAAUUGGAAGAGGAAAAAAACAAGAGAAAUAAACGCGAAAUUGGCAGUAUUGAUGAAGGUUCUACGAAGCCAGAAAUGGCCGAUGAACAGCCAAAUAAUGCAAUGAGCACUGAUAAAUUACCGUCACCAGAAGGAAAACCACAAGCUGAUGCACUGAGUUUAGAUCGGGAACAUUUGAAAGCUGAUGACGAAAAUAGUAGCGCAAACCAGAAAGCCACGAUUGACUCGAAUAAAAAUGCUGUUGAAGCAGAAACACAUGACGAAAUAUUGAACAAGGAUACAAUAAGUGAAAAAGAUUAUGAAGUUGUUCCUAAUUCUCCUGAAAAUGUUGAAAAAAUGGGUAAAGCGGCAAAGAAUCGGCAAGAAAAAACCAGCAAUGAAGUUGAGACUGACGUCAUACGCGUGGAUUCAAAGCCACUGAAGAAUGUGUCCAGUGCAAACACCAAACAAAAUGAAUUGCCAUUGGAUGAUAAUAAUAAAGAUAUAGAAUCAAAUGAUGAAAAGAAUGGAACAAAUGAUGAACUAGACCGCACUAGUUGGGAAGAGGCAACCGAUAAAAUCGCCGAAAAAGUGACCGAACGAGAUGCUCAUAUGCGAAAAGUGUCUGUAUCAAGCUUAAUUGGUGAUAAAGAUAAGGUCAACGAUGAAGAAACUUCACAGCCUAAGCCUGAAUCAAGUGAACAUAAUGCAAAAGAUAAUAAUUCAAUGGAUAAAGAUGAACAAUCAUCGGACAAUUUAGCUUCUACCGAACAAAGUGCGGUGGAUAUUGAGCAAAAGUCUAUUAAUGGCGAUCAAGAUGAAAUAGCCAUAAAACCCGAGACACCAGCCGAAAGUGAAGCGGAUAAACAACUUACUGAAGAUACCAAAUCAUUGGCCUCUCUAGGUUCAGCUGAAACGAAAUCAAUCGAUCAGAAUUUUCUCAAUAAUAUUUCAGAUGAAUCCAAAAAAGAAGGGUUUCAAAGUGUCGAGGGAACUGAAAACGAUAAAUCAACAUCGGCCAAAGCGAGCGAAAAUGAUUUACAUGGAAUUGACAGCAUUUCAAAUGAAAAUGAUUCUAAAGUUAUCACUGAGAGCGACCAAACAGAAAACCACAUGGAAAAUGACACAAAAUCGAUUGAACAAAAUGAUGCCGGAAACAUUUCGAGCGAAACCAAACCAAAUGAGGCACAAAGCAAUGAAAGUGCUGAGAAUGACAAUAAAAAACCAACAUCACCAGAUACGAAUAAUAAUGACAGUAAAAUUUUAGCUUCUGUUCAAUCCGAACUAGAAAACCGUAUUGACAUCGAGCAAUCUGAAACGAAACUGGAUCUAAAUAUACCCGAUGAAGCAUCGGAUGAAGUUUAUAGUACGCCACCAGAGUCAGGCAACGAACGAAGUGCAAAUACAAAUGGGAAAAAUGACGAAGUAGAUUCUAAAUCCGCCACAGGUGAUAAAUCAAAGGAAAAAAAUCCAUCACAAUCGGCUGAUUUACCAGAAAAUAGCACCGACACUUCGAAUACAUUACAAGAUGAUUCGCGCGAAGGCGUUGAAAAUGCUAAGCACGAUGGAAAUAAUGAAAGCAAACCUGAUUCGCCAAAACCGGAACAAAGUAAUUUAGUUGAUGAGGUCAAGGAAAAUCAAACGGUUUUACCUACGGAAAAUACGGCAAGCCAUUCAGAAGGUGUGAAUGAAAGUAUGGAAAAGAGUACAAUGCCAACGGAAGAGCCAAGCGUCGAUGAGCCUGAUGGCGAAAAAGGGGAAAAUCAAAGUGUGCAAAAUGUAAACACCAGUGCAAUCGAUAGAAUGGAAGACACAAUGGCUAAUGAAAAAGCACCAAGUGCUCAUAGUAAAAGUAUCGAUAGAAAAGUUUCAAUUGGAAUUGAACCAAGCAACGAAUAUGACGCAAAGAGUACCAAUGACGAUGUGGCCAGUGAGUCGAGUGUAUCACUGAAGGAUGAAUAUGAACAAGCUGAAACUGAAGUCGUUGGCGAUGAAAGUGUAAAGGAUUUGGAUUUAUCGUCGAAUCAUGACUUGGAGCCAAAUCAAGCAAACGAAAGUGCCGAAUCAGAACAACAAAUCACUGCCCUUGAAAUACCACCAGAAAAUGAUGAUAGUAUCGAUUCGCCGAAACAAAUGCAAAUGCAACCUGACUCAUUGGACAUAUUGGUCGAUUCGCUUGACGCCUCCUUGGAACCAUCCGUUGAUGCCGAUUCACUUAACAUCGAUUCGCUGGAAGAUAAACCGAGAUCGGCCAAAAGUACCGACACCGGCAAAUUAAAAGAUUCAGCAGAAAGCAUCAUCGAAGAGGUAUCGCGUCCUAUUGAUGCAAAAGAUGAAAUGAAUAAUAAAGCCAACCAGGACAAUGACGAUACCGCUCAACCAUCGGUUCAAAAUGAGCCUGAACAAACAACGAAAAGUGAUACAAAUCAUGUAACGCUAUUGGCAGUUCCAAAAGUGAAACGAAGCACGGAAAAUGAGUCUAUUGAUCCUUCAUCGCCAGAAGAGACGGUAAUGGGCGAUUUGGUGGACUAUAAGAUCAGUCCUGACAUAAUGCAUGACCAAAUGAGAAAUGAACUCGAAGUGUUGAGACUUGCAGAAUAUUCGGUUCCCAUUCAAUUGUUGGGCAUUACAGAGGUCAAUUCACCAUUGACUCCGAAACAGGAUCAAACUACAAUAUUCGUAUCGACGCCAGAUGAUACAAAGAAGACAGCUAAUGAUCUUGAACCGUCAAAAGAUGAUGAAAAUCAAAAAUUGCGAUUGGAUGAAUUGAAAACCGCGGGAAACGAAAUUAAAAUUGAGGAUAAAAAAGAAAAAGCUGAUCAUGAACAGGAGGAAACUGAUGCCUCGAUCGAUGCAAAGAAAGCCGACGAACAGUCAGAGGAGAGCUUUGAAGCAAAACAUGAAGAUAGGCUUGAUGAAAAAUCAAAAUCUGCGGCGGAAUUUACGGAGCAAAGUGCAAGUUUUUCGGAAAGUGUAAGCGACUCGAACACGACUGCCGCUACGGAAGAUCAAACGGAGCAAAGCUCUGAAUUUUACUCGACCACAAUUGAAACGUCGGAAACUCAAACGUCCGAAGAUGUCAUCGAAUUGGUUGAAGUGGUGGAAAUUGUGGAAAAGAUAAAAUGUGUGGAGUAUCUCAAGCCAAUCAGCCAUGAUACGCCGAGCAGCGAUUUAUCCGAUACUGAUACAACCGAUAAAGCCGAAAAAGUGUACACCGAAUCUGGUGUAGAUGAAACAUCACGCGACGAACGCGAUGAAGCGUCCGAAAUUGAAAAUUUCGAUUUGUCGUCAUGCGGUGAGGAUUCGCUUGAGGCCAUGUACUAUAUGAUACGCAAAAAUGAAAUCAUAAUGGAUCGACACAAGCAGACGAGUGCCAAAAAUUGUGAAGAUGAAAAGAUCAUAUUUCCCGAAAAGGCAACCGAUGAUUUGGAGCAUGCGGUACGUGAAGUGUCUGGCGGCAAAAAGGUCAAACUAUGUUCAAUUUCAAUGAACAGUUCGGUGGAUGACGUUAUUCUGAAAAAAAUGUCGAGCGACAGUGAUGAGAUACAGAUACAUGUGAUUCCGAAUAGUGAAAUUGACAGCAGUAGCAGUGGUGGUAGUGGUGGUGGUGGCGGAGGCGGCGGUUCGAAAUCAUGUCCAUUAAAAGAGCAAUGCACAGCCAACGAAUCAACGGACGACGAGUACAUCAAUCCAAUUGUCGAUUCAAUGCGAAAAAAUGAGGCAGCUGUAAAUGAAAUGCAGGCAAAAGCGUUAAGUGUUCAGCCGAAUCAAAGUGAAACACAGUCGGACGAACAACUUGAAACCGACACAUUUAACGAAAUGGACGAUAUGAUGCCGGGCAAUAUUGAACGUAAAAUACUCGCGUCAUCGGUAUCCGAGGCAGAUUCAGACUAUUUUGAACUGCCGCCAACAGCAAGUCGACUAACAAAAGAUGAUUUUAACGUAAGUACUGCGUUUGAACAUAUGAUUCGUGCCGACAAUUCAACAACCGAUGAAUCCGAUUCGACUAUCGAAAGCGCAGCUACGAAAAUACAAGCCACUGCACGGGGCUUUUUGACACGACGCCGCAUUAGAAAAUCAAGUGCUGGCACAUCGGCCUCGAACGAAAAGCGUUCAUCCAUUGGCAAUGCAGCGAUCGAUAAAUCGCUUGACAAUUUGAUCGAACAACAAGAAUUGAUGGAAGAGAAUGCAUACGAUGAAAGUUUUGAAAAAAGCUCACCGCACAGCCGUGACAUGGUCGAUAGUCAAACCAUUGACAGUGUUGACAGUGAAAAAAUGCUCGGUAUAACCGAAGUCAAGGUUGAACAGCGUAAGAAUGAGGUGACGAAUCUGAUCGAAAAUGCCGCCAACGAAAACAGUGACGAAAAGGUUCCAGAAAUAAAUUUUCAGGGCAUUUCAGAAGAAAGUGCCACUGCACAGCGACGAUUGAUGUUGCAACGAGGUGACGCAAUGCAACGUAAUUCAACACCCGAGUCAUCCGAACAGCAGCAACAACAACAACAGCAGCAACAAGUCGACAAAGACAAAUCGAACAAAGAGCCAAACAACGAGGAAAACAAUCAGGAUGCAAAAAAUAUGCAUGACGACGAUGAUCCAAAAAUAGACACUCCUUUGGCAAAUGUUUCCAAAUCCAUUAGCAAACCGUUACGGGGACUUGGUCCACGACAGCGCUCAAUGCCGGUGCAAAUUGAUGCACAAGUGAUACGUGUGUUACCGAAGCAAGUGACAAAACGGGUGAAGAGCGCCAGUUCAUCGUCUUCGAAAAAUCAUCGACCAUACUUCUUUUAAAGCAAUUCAACCAACAUUUCGAUUUAUUUCUUGAUAUAUUUAGCCGGUAGCUCAUUUCUAGUAGUAGCUUUAAUCACAUAAAAUCCCAUUUGAAUCAUUAUUAUGUAG
Messenger RNA from Sitodiplosis mosellana (orange wheat blossom midge), 7537 nucleotides. RefSeq names its product titin homolog. Gene Ontology annotation, molecular function: protein binding. The record is from RefSeq and is a predicted model, not a curated record. Bases 179 to 7429 code for a protein of 2416 amino acids. The transcript has 3 exons. Lineage: Eukaryota; Metazoa; Arthropoda; Insecta; Diptera; Cecidomyiidae.